AUGGUGUACCUCGGCCCCUCGCGAGGAUGCGAAACAUGCAAACGGCGGAGGAAGAAGUCAAAACGCACAUGUGCAGGCUACCAAGAACAAGCCAGCCAGACCUUGAUUUUCCAGCGGAACUAUAUCCACACCACAACUCGCACCGACUACUGGGCAACUCUAGAACCCCUCGCGCGGAAGUGUAGUCUACCAGUCCGACAACCAUACCCUGGCACUGAUACCCUGCCGGACGACGCUGUUCCAAAGGAGGUGAGUGAGGAUGAUGUAGUGGAAUAUGCCGUGCCGGCAUUCUUCUACGACUUUUCCAUUUCCUCACAGUAUAGCACCAGCAUCAGCACAUCUGUUGGGUAUCUCAAGGAUCUGGAACUCCAUGUCCAGCAGAAAGGGUUGGAUUCGAACCUUGCAAAGGCCUGCAUGAUGAUUAGUUGUGCAAAUAAUGCUCGAAAGCUGUAUCGGCCGUCUUUCAUCACCAGGGCAGAGAUGUUGUAUCAUGAGCUGCUGCUGCAUCUGGCAAAGGAGGUUGCAAGGCCAGGAUCCAUGGGAGAGAAGUCGGAUCUGAUUAAGCUGGCUUGGCUGAUGGGUCUUUACGAGAACUCGACAUUGAGCUUUGUCCGUGGAGUAUUCCCUUUUUACUCUCUUGGCCCCAGGGCGCAGAUGCGAGAUCCCGGUCUUUUACACUUCCAACGUUCGGUCAAUAACCUGGGAUUACUACACGAUAUCCUGCUUGAGAUAUGUCCACUGAGGAUGGAAGCAGAGCGCGUCCUUGAGGAGUCGCCAUUGGUAGAGUCGCAUCUCCGUGCCCUCCAACAGCGGGCAGAUAUACUUAGCAACCGUCUAGCUCAGUGGGAGGACAGUGUUGCGCCGGAGGCCAAGCCCACCAUAAUAAGCCACGUACAAGCAAGCAGUGACCCGAACAUUGAAGUCGGACGCUGGCCCGGCCCAUUACACAUGCACACUGACCUUCGCGCGGUAGCCCUCCUUAACAUCAGUCGCGUUGCGCGAUGCUACCUCCUUGACAUUAUUUUCUGGCUCAAACAUAUGCAGGCUGACACCGGCAGCGAUGAUAAAGAGAGAGCAAAGGCCGUCCAGCUCAUCCAGGACUUUACGUCCUCAAUCCCAUACCACCUAGUCGAGGAUUUGCAUUCGUUCUCUGUGAAUGUGCAUCGUGGCAAUCCCAUCGAACAGCCCGGGAGGGCAGUUGGAGGAUUACUGCUGAUGUAUCCUCUGUACAUUGCUGCGCAGCUAUCUAUCGUGCCGGUAGAGCUGCAGGACUACUUCAAACGGUGUCUAGUCUGGAUUGGACAAAAUAUGGGAGUUGGGUAUGCCUCUCUCCUAGCUAAGGUGAGAUUUUAA
Messenger RNA from Aspergillus novofumigatus IBT 16806, 1353 nucleotides. Its product is annotated as putative C6 transcription factor. The transcript is spliced from 4 exons. NCBI's taxonomy places the organism in Eukaryota, Fungi, Ascomycota, Eurotiomycetes, Eurotiales, Aspergillaceae. The coding region runs from base 1 to 1353 and encodes 450 amino acids. The record is from RefSeq and is a predicted model, not a curated record.